UCAAGGAGUACUCGCCUCUUCGAAGCGCGGGCCGUAAAUUUCAUUGUUCCAUUUUCCUGCCGAGUUUUUGUUGUAGAAAGUUUGUGUUUCUUGAACUGUGUACGCGACUGUCAACAUGAUAGAGCACCGCUCUGCUGUAGUGGUAUUAAUAGUGUUACUGGUAGUUUGCAGAGCUGUUGGAAGGAAUAAUACCACGGCUGCCGGAAGAUACAGAGAAUACAGUGAACUCAUCUCUGUGAUAGGCUCAGAAAUUAGCAUACCAUGUAAUGUGACGGCUACUAUGCCUGAUGAUCAAGUGACUCUCAUACUGUGGUACAAAGAUGAUUCAGGUAAUCCCAUAUAUAGCGUGGACACAAGGCAAGUUUUCGGAGUAGCACCUAAGAAGUUCGCCAGCAAGGAACUUGAAAGCCGAGCCACAUUUAAUAUAAGUCGGACUGUUGCCAUUUUGAAUAUAAAACCAGUGAAAGAAAAUGAUGGAGGAGAAUACCGAUGUCGCGUGGAUUUUAGACGCUCAAGAACAAUGAAUUCAGUUAUGAAGGUUAUUGUAAUAG
Messenger RNA from Stegodyphus dumicola, 551 nucleotides. RefSeq names its product contactin-5-like. Gene Ontology annotation, molecular function: protein binding. Lineage: Eukaryota; Metazoa; Arthropoda; Arachnida; Araneae; Eresidae. The record is from RefSeq and is a predicted model, not a curated record.